AUUUUUCUGUAGGUGUUCAACUAAUAGUUCAAGUUCGGCUGAAAAAACCCUAGUUAUGGACUCAUUACCAGAUUCUAUAUUAAAUGACUUGAGAAAAGUUGAGGUGAUAUUAACAAAAAUAGAUGAGAAUCAAACUCAAAGUGGUUACAGUUUAGAACAUGUUUUAAACAGCUCUGAUAACAUAAACAUGAGAAGUGAAAUGAUGAAAUUUGUUAGAAAUGUUAGUUUACAAUGUUUAAAUGUAUUUCCACAUGACCAUAUUUUAAAAGAAGCUGCACUUGUUGCUGAAGAGAUUUCAAACACAAAAAUGAACUCCUCUAGUGUUGCUAUUACUCCAUGUAGGACAUUGGCAAAAAGCCUCUUGAAAAGCAAUCAUCAGGAUGUACAUUUAUGUGGUGUUUAUGCAAGAAGAGAAGCUGCAUUUGGGAAUAUAGAAUAUGCAAGAAAAGUAUUUGACAUGGCAUUAUUAUCCAUUAAAGGGCUUCCAUGGGAUCCCAAAUCAAACGCCUCACUUUUAUUCUUUUGGUAUGCUGAACUUGAACUUGAACUUUCAAACAACAAUUCUUCUAGAAGCUCAGAAUCAUCAUUAUCACAAACAUUACACAUUCUUUGUUGCUUGGGAUGUCGGGUAAAAUUUAGUCAAUUCAAAAGUCAACCAUCAAGUUUACAGUUGUUAAGGGCACGUCAGGGAUUUAAAGAACAAAUAAGGGUAAUUCAGGAAACAUGGAUACAUGGGAGUAUUAAUGAAAAUUUUGUUGCUUCUAUUUGUUGUGCUUCAUUAUUUCAAGAGUUGACUUCUGGAUUGGAAUCUGGAAUACAAAUUUUAAAUCAAUCUUUUUCCAUGGUGCUUCCAGGAACUGAACUCGGAGUCGGUUAUACCUGGAAGUUUCCUCGAAUGGAAAGAGACCAUGGAUUCUUGGGGUUCCAAAAUGAUAUCUGCUAUAGAGGAUGUUACAUGGAUUUGUCUAACCAAUGGAGAGGUAGCUAUGGCCCAAAUACCCUAGAAAAACUUAUAGUAUUUGGAAAAGAUAUGAGGUUGUGGAAGGUAAUACCAACUGGACUUCAUUUAUUUGAGGCUAGGUACACAUAUGAUGGGUACACGAUGGAUUUACGUCAUCAGUCAUGCACAUGUAGAAUGUGGAUGUUGUCUGGAAUACACUAUGUUCAUGGUCAGGCAACAAUCAAGGCAAAGAUACCAAGGACUAUCAGAUAUGGAAAAUGCCAACAGAUUACAUAUAACAAGAGUUCUUGCAAGAAUGAAGAAGUUCCCAAAGAUCCUAUUCCAACAAGGAAGCUUGGGAGACCAAGGAAAGAUGGAUUUGGUCAACCAUAUUUUGACCAGUUCCCACCUAAAAGGAAUGAAACAAGGAUGGAUGGUGAAGGGACAAGCACUACUCCUAGAAAUUUUCAACAAGAAGAAAUCCAACCUACAAAAAAAAUACAAGGGAUAAUGUACCAAUUGAAAUUGGUCAAAAUGUGCAUGAUGAAGGGGAUAAGGAUGACUGAGGUUAAGGUAAAAUUGUAUGGUGUUGUGGUGAAUGAGAUUGCAAAUGAAGUGAAUGAUACUGAAGGUGAGGUGAAAGAGCAUGUGGUUGAGGUGAAUAAUCUUGAGGCUGAGGGGAAUGGGCUUGAGCCUGAGGGGAAUGAGGCUAAGGUGAAUGAACUUCAGGAUGAAGGGAAUGAGGAUGAGGUAAAUGAGUUUGGGGGCAUGAUAAGAGACAUAGUUGAAUAUGGAUAUCUACAAGCUGAAAUUGAGUUAACUAUGCAACAGUUAGAAGGGAAAGACAUAAAAUGA
Lactuca saligna is the source of this 1795-nucleotide messenger RNA. The record is from the annotation of a GenBank genome assembly. NCBI's taxonomy places the organism in Eukaryota, Viridiplantae, Streptophyta, Magnoliopsida, Asterales, Asteraceae.